Magnolia sinica is the source of this 2398-nucleotide messenger RNA. Its product is annotated as protein PLASTID MOVEMENT IMPAIRED 15. The transcript has 3 exons. The record is from RefSeq and is a predicted model, not a curated record. Lineage: Eukaryota; Viridiplantae; Streptophyta; Magnoliopsida; Magnoliales; Magnoliaceae. Bases 307 to 2160 code for a protein of 617 amino acids.
GAGAAAUUGAAUAUUUUUAAACGAGAGUGGUGACAUUUCCAACCUGAACAGGGAAAAAAAAAGGUAAAAAAUAAAAAUAAAAAGAAAAGAACUAUCCUUGUUUUAUCCUCUCUCAUGGUUUCUCCUCCAUGUAAAAGACUGAAAUCCAACACCAUCUCCAAGGUUACAGCGAGCACCUGCUAAAGGGCUCUUUGUUACAGGAAUACUGGAUCCAGUUUCUCUGUUUGAAUUAAAAACAUGGCUGGAAUGGACAGAACAGAAGCCAAAAAUUGAGGCGGAAUCGGGUCAGUUAAAGCAGCUGUUAGCAUGUAUGGCGAAAGGUUUCAUGGUGAAAAACCAGAGAAGAAUAAAACCCAGAUGGCUUUCUCAGAGAAGCCACCUUCGAAGGCAAGAGAACUCCAUCUCACAAAAAGAGACAUUGGUCGACUCAACGACACCCGGAAAUUUUCAGAGAAUGUAAGAGCUCAAGCAGAAACGGAACUCACCAAUGCUGGACAUACAGUGAAAGAUCUAAGUCAACAAAUCGAGGAAUCGAAUGCAAAAGCAAGAGCACGGAGGAAGGAGCUUCGAGGACUAAAGAAACGUGAGAAACAUGAAGAUGAAUCGGCUUUUUCUGUUGGGGAAACAAGCAAAAUUCAGUACAUGGAAGUGAUGAGGGAACUGGAAGCUGUAAAACAGGAGUUGAGUAAGCUGAAGCUGGACAUAGCUUCCGUUAAAGAAGCAAAAACUCAAGCUGAGAAGCUAACCGAAAUGUCCAUUUCUAGAGCAAGGUCAUACUCAAGCUCUAUGGAAGCAAUCAAGAAAGAGAUCGAGGAAGCGAAUGAAGAGGAAGUACUGGUGGAACUGGCUAGAAUGGAAGCAGUUAAAGAGUAUGCAGCCAUCGAAUCUCAAAGAGAGGCCGAAGCAGCUCGAUUUUCAGCAAAAAUGGAGGAAACCCUAAAGAGGGUUAAGGAUCUUAUUCAAGAAAUCAACCAUUCGAAAGAGCUCGAAGUGAAGCUUGAAGCCACGACUUCAGAUGCUGAUGUCUUGCAAAAUGAACUGAAAUUAGUCAAGGCUAUGGAACGAAAUGCUGAAAAGAAGAAGUGGGAUUCUCUGGAUUCGGUAGAUGAGAUUUCUAUGAGAAGGGAAGAGGAAUUGCUUGAGUCCACCACCGCUGAAUUGAAUGAAGCCAAAAAGGAAUUGGCAUCUAUUAGAGAAGAAGGAUUUCAGUUCAUGGCUUCAAUGGAUAUAAUCCGAAACGAGCUGAAGCACGUCACGGAGGAAACGACCCACUUGAAGAAAUUAGAGGAGAAAACAGACUCCACAGUUCACCAUCUCAAUUCCAGGCUCCUCAGAGCAAAAUCCAAAUUGGAAUCCAUGACUGUCGCUGAAGAAAAGGCGAGGUUGAUUGUGACCAAUCUAUCAGCCACGCUCCAACAGCUACAAACUGAAAUGGAAGCAGGAAAGAAAGAGCGAGAGCUGAUCGACGGAGAGACCACGAAGAUCAAACUAGAAAUUCAAAAGACGGAGUCAAACAUUGAGUUACAGGAGGAGAGAUUGCAAGCUGCAACGCAGGAGCUUGAAGUGGUCAAAGCAUCUGAAGCAGCAGCUCUCGAGAACUUGAGGGCACUCACUGAGAAAACGAUGCGGGCCCGAGCUUCAUUGUCCCAACAUAGCUCAUCUAUAACCAUCUCCAAUUUCGAAAAUGAGUACUUGACUCGGCGGGCUGAGGGCGCCGAAGAGAUCGCUGAUAAGAAGGUGGCAGCGGCUCAGGCCUGGAUCGAAGCAUUGAAGGCCGGUGAAAAGGAGAUACUGAUGAAAACUGAGAUGGCCCACCGGGAGAUUAGAGAACUGAGGGUGGUGGAAGAGCAAGAGAUGCACAAAACCGAGAAAGCAUUGACAGCGAAGAGAGCAGUUGAGGGCGAGCUGCAUAAUUGGAGACAACACGAGAAGCAGGCCAACGACGAAAACUUGCAGCCAAUCGAGGCCACAUUUCCUAGAAAGUCCAUGAAAGAUAACAGCAUCCCCGCGACGCCUAGAAGGGCCAAGGUAAGGAGGCCAGCUUCACCUGGAGGUAGAAAUACCCCAAGAUCGAGCUUGAUCACACUUAGGAAGAAGAGGACAGUAAUGCCGAAUUUAGUUAAGUUUUUUCGACGUAAAAGAAACGGAAAACAUCCAUAGGAUUCCAUGAAGAUUGUCGCAGAAUUCUACAUGAGUUUGAAGGGAAUAGCUUAAUUUUCUAUUCAAAUUGAUAAUAUCGAUUUUUUUAAAGUUCUUGUUUCAAAUCAAAUGUGAACAUUGCUGCAGUCCAUAACAGUGCCAAAUUCUGUUUAUAAGAGAAUUUGGUUUGAAGGAGUAUUCUUAUUAGCAUAGAUUGUCAUAGUCUACUCUUAGUGAAACCAAAAUGCAGCUUUUAUGA